This is a messenger RNA of Enterobius vermicularis (human pinworm), 987 nucleotides long. NCBI's taxonomy places the organism in Eukaryota, Metazoa, Nematoda, Chromadorea, Rhabditida, Oxyuridae. The record is from the annotation of a GenBank genome assembly.
AAAGCGUUUGAUAUGUUCCUACAGCAUGAGCGACUUUUUACUGGUUUAAAUCGCUCGCUUACCCGGCAUGUUCAGUGUACCGUCGAAGGGCAACGUGAAUUACACACACCGAUUUGUUAUACAUUGAAAUCCGUUUUCAGAGACGGAUUUUAUUUCUUCUGUUUUUCUUUACUGUAUCUCUUCGUAAGCUCUGUUGCGCAAGAUAUUUUGGAAGGUGAUUUGGAAAUAGAUGCUCAUCGGUUAGUUGGUGCACAAGUGUGUACGCCAAACGCUUGGCCAUGGACUGCUCAGUUGGUUCUAAGAAAUGGACUUCAUCGUUGCGGGGCAGCACUAGUAGAUGCCAAUUACGUAGUCACUGCAGCUCAUUGUUUUUCACUAACGAGAAAUCCAAAACGCUACAAAAUUUUAUUAGGUGGUCAUAAAACUGGCAGUGGGCAGUUACAUUCUGUUCAAAAUAUAUCUAUUCAUCCCUUCUAUAAUUUGGUACUGCCUAGUUCAUAUGAUAUAGCUAUAGCGAGACUUAUCCAAUUUUCCAACUUUGCUGAAUCUAUAUAUUUAAGAAUCGAACCACCAGCUAACUUCAGUCGUACAGUACGCAAAGUAUGCCUACCGAUGUUUCCCGUGCCGGAUAACAAAAUAUGCAUUGUUACAGGUUGGGGCUACGACAAAGAGAAUGGAAGUCGUUCAAGAAUUUUAAAAGAAAUUCACGUGCCUAUUUUAUCCACAUUCUUGUGUAAUGAUCUGCUACAUUAUCAAGGUCGACUUCAUCCUCAAUCAAUGAUGUGUGCUGGUUAUAACAGCGGCGGGAUUGACGCAUGUCAGGGCGAUUCCGGUGGUCCUUUAUUUUGCGAAGUUUCUGGUCGAUGGGAAUUACACGGUCUGGUUAGUUGGGGCAACGGCUGCGGACGUCCUUUCAAUCCUGGUGUCUAUUCCAAAGUAGCUGCUGUGGUGCCAUGGCUUAGGUUACAGAUGCUUAUUCUCCACUAA